GUGUACUUAGCAAGAAUGUGUGAAAGUGCACAUUCAGGAAGGACUGAACCCCAGAAGACGCAUCACCCACUGAGGGCUGGAUGUGAUAUCAGGAGAACCCCAGCCUUGAGCCUCUCUCAGACACAGGGUGCUGACUCCCUGCUGGCUGGUCCCUCUCCUUCCUCAGGUUUCAGGUGUGUUACUCUUUGUGGUCAUGGGGAUGAGUCAUUAUUUAUCUUUAUUUCUCAGCCUCCUCCUAGUCAAAGCCAAGAAAAGGACGUUAAAAAGGAGAAGGAAAGCGAGCCUUACAGUGAACUGAAGAAUCAACCACAUUUUGUGAAGGAAAGAUUGAAGCUGUUUGAAAUACUGAAGAAAGAGCAUCAGCUCUUACUGGCCAUUUAUGACAGAAAGGCGGACACCAGCAACGUGAUCACAGUUCGAGUGGCUGAUGGGAAAACAGUGGAAGGGGAAGCUUGGAAAACAACACCUUACGACGUGGCAGCUGAGAUUAGUCAGGAGCUGGCUGAAGACACAGUAGUAGCCAAAGUCAAUGGUGAAUUAUGGGACUUGGACCGCCCAUUGGAAGGGGACUCCACUCUAGAGCUGCUUCUGUUUAAUAAUGAGGAAGCCCAAGCUGUGUACUGGCACUCCAGUGCCCAUGUUCUCGGGGAAGCCAUGGAACUCUACUACGGAGGCCACUUGUGCUACGGGCCACCCAUUGAAGCUGGAUUUUACUAUGACAUGUUCCUGGAAGACAGAGCAGUGUCAAGUGAAGAGCUGUCAGCGCUGGAGAACUUGUGUAAGGCCAUCAUACAGGAGAAGCAGCCUUUCGAAAGAUUGGAGGUCAGCAAGGACGUCCUCUUGGACAUGUUUAAGUACAAUAAAUUUAAAUGCCGCAUCCUGAAUGAGAAGGUUAACACUCCGACAACCACAGUUUACAGGUGCGGUCCACUAAUUGACCUUUGUAAAGGCCCCCACGUAAGACACACGGGAAAAAUUAAAGCCAUAAAAAUUUUCAAGCAUUCCUCCACGUAUUGGGAGGGCAAUCCUGCAAUGGAAGCGCUGCAGAGGGUCUAUGGGAUAUCCUUUCCGGAUAACAAGAUGAUGACAGCCUGGGAAACGCUCCAGGAGGAAGCCAGGAACCGAGAUCACAGGAAGAUUGGGAAGGAACAAGAACUUUUCUUUUUCCACGAUCUAAGUCCUGGAAGCUGUUUCUUUCUUCCCAAAGGAGCCUUCAUUUAUAAUACACUGAUGGAGUUCAUACGAGAGGAAUAUCACCAACGUAACUUCACAGAAGUGCUUUCCCCCAACAUGUACAACAGAAAACUCUGGGAAGCCUCGGGCCACUGGCAGCAUUACAUUGAGAACAUGUUUACCUUUGGUAUCGAAAAGGACACCUUUGCCCUUAAACCCAUCAAUUGUCCAGGGCACUGUCUGAUGUUUGCCCACCGUCCACGGUCUUGGAGGGAAAUGCCCAUUAGAUUUGCGGACUUCGGAGUUCUUCACAGAAAUGAGCUGUCAGGAACUCUAAGUGGCUUGACCCACGUUAGGCGCUUCCAGCAGGACGAUGCUCACAUCUUCUGCACAGUGGAGCAGAUUGAAGAAGAAAUAAAAGGAUGCUUGCAGUUUUUGCAGUUUGUUUACUCAACAUUUGGCUUCUCCUUUCAACUAAAUUUGUCCACAAGGCCUGAAAACUUUCUAGGAGAGGUUGAGAUAUGGGAUGAAGCUGAAAAGCAACUACAGAAUAGCUUGAUGGAAUUUGGAAAACCCUGGAAAAUGAACCCAGGAGAUGGUGCAUUUUAUGGUCCUAAAAUUGAUGUAAAAAUCAAGGAUGCUAUUGGCAGAUCCCACCAAUGUGCUACAAUUCAGCUGGACUUCCAACUACCUAAAAGAUUUAAUCUUACAUACGUUAGUAAGGACGGGCAUGAUAAGAAGAACCCUGUGAUCAUCCAUCGGGCCAUUUUGGGGUCCUUGGAAAGGUUGAUAGCCAUUCUCUUAGAAAACUAUGGAGGAAAGUGGCCUUUCUGGCUGUCUCCUCACCAGAUAAUGGUCAUCCCUGCGGGGCCAACUUGUGAAAACUACGCACUUCAGGUAUCCAGUGAAUUUUUUGCAGAAGGAUUCAUGGCUGACGUUGAUUUAGAUCACAGUUGUACCCUCGAUAAGAAAAUCCGAAAUGCACAGCUGGCUCAGUAUAAUUUUAUUUUGGUGGUUGGAGAAAAGGAAAAGGCAAAUAAUGCUGUAAAUGUUCGAACAAGAGACAACAAAAUUCAUGGAGAGAUUUCCGUAGCUUCUGCCAUGGACAGACUGAAGAAUCUCAAGAAAUCACGUACACUAAAUGCUGAGGAAGAAUUCUGACAUCCUUUCCUUGUACUCACUUCUCUUUAACCUUGCUUUGACCCCCAACAGUGCAUUUUUCUUCAUUAACACUAGUACUUCUGAGAACUUUGGACCACUGUGGGGUCCACCGAUGGGCACAGUGAGAAAGGAGACAGUGUGGGAAUAGCAUAAAAGUUAAUUCACUAAUGUGUCUGCGGACAACUUUUAAUUUCCCAGAUGUCCUGAGAGACUUAAAUGGUAAAAUGCUAUUCAUCAAAAGGGGGAAUACUAGGAAAUGAGCAUUAUGAGAUAUUCUUGUUAAAAGCUGUGAUUUUCAAAAGAGGUUUCAAACAAAAGUCUACAAAGCUCUUUGAAUAUGGGGGAAAUUUAUUUUCUAAUAGCAUUAUGUCUCCGAUAUUUGGUUUUUUUUUUAACUUAAGUUUUUCUGAAGUUCACACUGGAAAUUUACCUCCAAAAUCGGAGCCAUUAAUUUGUUUUAACUAACCAACAACCACAAAAUAAGAAGCUAGUACUAAAUCCUGGAUUACUGACAAAGGAUCCGAACUCAGAGAUUUCAGUUGUGCAGUCUGCUGUAGUAUCCACUGUAGUUUAAGAGUUGCCUCUUAAUGCUUCUGACAGUUGAACCUGUUUAUCUCUAGGAAAGAUAAACUCAAAUAAAAUGCGCUACAUAGCACUUCCAGUGUUUCA
Molecule: messenger RNA, 3003 nt
Organism: Vicugna pacos (alpaca)
Lineage: Eukaryota; Metazoa; Chordata; Mammalia; Artiodactyla; Camelidae
Source: RefSeq, a predicted model, not a curated record